Molecule: messenger RNA, 6506 nt
Organism: Melanotaenia boesemani (Boeseman's rainbowfish)
Lineage: Eukaryota; Metazoa; Chordata; Actinopteri; Atheriniformes; Melanotaeniidae
Gene: mmp17a
Product: matrix metallopeptidase 17a
Exons: 10
Coding region: 320-2110 (596 amino acids)
Biological process (GO): collagen catabolic process; extracellular matrix organization; proteolysis
Cellular component (GO): extracellular matrix
Molecular function (GO): metalloendopeptidase activity; zinc ion binding
Source: RefSeq, a predicted model, not a curated record
CGGAGCUCGCGCUUCUCGCAGUCAGGGGAAUCCUACCUUAGCUGGACUGGAGAUAGAGAGAAGAGUCACAUCUCUUACUGGAGCCCCGAAUGUGUUUGUACCAAGUUUUUCUUUUCUUCUUCUCUUCUUUUUUUUCCUCUAGAGGAAUAAAGUGCUCUGAUGGUCUCAACUGUUUCCACCAGCGCCGGUUUUCAUGUGUUCAACAGUGAGGUAGACUAAUUCGGUGACGUUUUACAGUGUGGGCUUGCGAUUUAUCUCGUGGAUGCGGCGCUCGGGGUCGAUGUCUGAGCCCUGCAGGAUCAGCCCGUCAUAGGGCAUCAUGAUUUCUCUGGUUCUUCAAAAGUUGAUGAGGAAUAUUUCCCCUGAGAUGCUGCUGUUGGUGCCGAUGUUGUGUUUUCUACCCCUGACUGGAGGGGCUCCUUCUCUGACUCCCGAGCAGCUGGACAUGGGGGUGGACUGGCUGAGUAAGUUUGGCUACCUCCCACCCCCUGACCCAGUGACUGGACAGCUUCAGACUAAGGAGGCUUUGACCAAGGCCAUCAAAGCCAUGCAGAAAUUUGGAGGACUAAAGGAGACCGGAGUCUUAGACCAAGCCACUCUAGGUCUAAUGAAAACACCCAGAUGCUCUCUGCCAGAUGUAUCUGACGCCGAGGUAACGACAGGCCGCAGGAAACGAAGCGUGAACCCGCAGAACAAAUGGAAUAAGAGGCAUCUGUCCUGGAGAGUGAGAACCUUCCCUAAAGAUUCGGCCCAACUGGGCAGAGACACCGUCCGAGCCCUCAUGUACUACGCCUUGAAGGUCUGGAGCGACAUCGCACCGCUAAACUUCCACGAGGUGGCUGGCAGUGACGCUGACAUUCAGAUUGACUUCACUAAAGCUGACCACAACGAUGGAUACCCCUUUGAUGGGCCAGGGGGAACCGUGGCGCAUGCGUUUUUCCCCGGGGAGAGGUUCACCGCUGGAGAUACACACUUUGAUGAUGAUGAGGCCUGGACCUUCAGAUCACCAGAGUCUCACGGGAUGGAUCUCUUUGCGGUUGCAGUCCACGAGUUUGGUCAUGCCAUCGGUCUGGUCCACACCUCAGCCAUGGAGUCCAUCAUGAGACCGUACUACCAGGGUCCUGUGGGAGACCCUCUGAAAUAUGAUCUACCUUACGAGGACAAAGUCCGUGUCUGGCAGCUUUACGGCGUCAGAGACUCAGUGUCCCACACCAAUAGGCCUGGCAGUCCCUCUCAGACACCUGAACCUCCUGUCCUGCUGGACCUCCCUGAAAACAGAUCCACCCUGCUGCUAGCGCAAGAUGCCCCAGACAGAUGCACCAGUCACUUUGAUGCCGUGGCCCAAAUACGAGGAGAGGCCUUCUUUUUUAAAGGGAAAUAUUUUUGGAGACUAACGCGUGAGAAACACCUGGUGUCUCUUCGUCCAGCUCAAAUUCAUCGCUUUUGGAGGGGACUCCCUCCCAGUCUAGACAGCGUGGAUGCUGUUUAUGAGAGACCAGGGGAUCACAAAAUAGUGUUUUUUAAAGGUCUUAAGUAUUGGGUUUUUAAAGACAAUAAUGUAGAGGAGGGUUACCCUCGUCCAAUCAGUGACUUUGGCCUUCCAGUGGAAAGAGUGGAUGCAGCCUUUGUGUGGCUACACAACGACAAAACCUACUUCUUUAAGGAUAGCAGCUAUUGGCGCUACGAUGACCACCUCCGACGUAUGGACCUGGGUUACCCUAAAGAUAGCGCGCUGUGGAAGGGGCUGCCACCACACCUGGAUGAUGCCAUGAGGUGGUCUGACGGUUCGUCCUAUUUCUUUAAGGGGAAGGAGUAUUGGCGAGUGCCUGGGAGUGACAUGGAGGUAGAGGUAGGAUAUCCCCACCUCAUUGCGAAGGACUGGCUGCUCUGCACUGAGAUGCAGUCGGACUCUCCAGACACGGAGACCAAAAGCACUGAGACGAGAGUCAACGUGCACCGCCACCCAGACCAUGCAGAGAACGGAUACGAGGUGUGCUCCUGCACUUCUGACACUGCAUCACCUUUAGGUGCCCGUCCCUCCCCAUCUGCAGUCUGGCUGCUGCCACCUCUCUGGACACUUGCAUUGGCUCUCCGCUCUGAACUGCUAUGAUGCUAAAGCAUGGGACUGAUUUCUCAAACUGGGAGAAAGACCCUCUGUGAAGGGCAAGUGGAUGCUGAGCCAAAACAAGCUGGAAUAAUUUGUUCAUAUAAAUAUUAAUUGGUAUUAUUUUUGCUGUUAUUUAUUUCACAUGCCAUUUAAUGGUCUCUAAAAGCGCCUUGUAUUAUGGGUACUUCAGACAGUUAUCAUCCUAUCAGUCUCAAAAACACCUGGUAGAAUCAGUUCAUUGACUAAUGCUGUGCUUUACAAACACAACUUAUAUCUCUUACUUUUUGAAUGGCUACACUGCUUCAUUGUUAUUUGGGGUGCUAAAUGAUUAGCACUGUUUAAACACAUAUUUAAUCUGGAAAUGGGCACUGACACAGUAAUUGGUAUUUUAGCUUAUCACCAAACCAUAUUAAAGUUAUGAAUUGUAUGAACAUGAGCUUUGAGUGCAAAUUCUCGACUUAAAAUGAAGAGAUUUCACAUCCAAACUGAUAUUUUUUUUUUUUAUGAAUGUUUUUGUUUUGUUUAGUUUUUUUUAUAAUUAGACAAAUUAACAUGUCUCUAAAUAAAAUGUUUAUUUUUAAUAGGUUGUGAAGAAUCUUUUACAGAAAGCAACUGAAGUCUGGAGCCCAUCAACCUGUGGGUGUUUGCUCCUCUGUGAUGCUUUGCCAGGCCUUUCCUGCAGCUCUCUUCAGGUGUUUGUGGGUCUUGUCUGUCAUUAAGCUUGUUACAUACUUCAUGAGAAGCAAGAACUCUGUUCCCGUUCUUGAGGCUGCAAGAACAAGAACAAAGUUUGUAUUUGUCUGGUCAUUUCAUACUCCAAGAAAACCUUCGUCCAUGACGGGGUGAGGAUUACUGCUCGGGGGACGUCUGUUUUUUUAUGUGCAAUGAACAGCUGAUCGGGUUAUUUCUUAUUUUACAAACGUUUGUCCGUGUGCAUGUGGCAGUCUUUAAAUCCCACAUGUAUACGUUUUUGUACUUUCUCACCACCUCAAUCAGCUGUUCAUUAAAACUAUCCAUUCAACCUCGCAUCAAGGGAAAUGUGGAGGCCACAACUUUCCACUUCAUUUUUUCCGUUAACAACGCCAACUUCAAAUGUCCGACCAAUCUCAUAAUACUUCUCGGAGCCAAACGAGAAAAAGUUCUACUCGGUUAAUGUGUCAAGAACAAGCUGUCCCCAUUCACGUCCUCGAGAACAAGAAAAAAGUUCUUGCUUCUCAUAGAGUAUGCAACAGCCUUGAGUCUUGUCUUCAGCAAGCGAAAUGCAACCUGAUGAGGCUUGAAAUCAAGGGAUUGACUCAACCACUAAUAUCACCUGGUUAUUGUCUUUCUAUAUCAUGAUGCACCAUCCAAUCGGUUGAGCUGCAUUUGGUUGAAUGUAAACAGAUUAAAUAUGCAGAUGUACUUCAAAAUCUUCUGUCACAUCAUCAAUAAACACCAGUAACUCAUUGCCAUCGGAAACCAUUCAUGCCUGUGCCAGGGGUUAAAUUGGGAAUAGGCUGUCUCUCGGGAAUCCAGCUGGUGCUGGAUCAUGUGUCAUUAAGCAAUAAACCUUCCUCAUGAUUUUUAGUUGUGAAUAAUUAAAACCAUGUUUUGAACAAUUAAGAUAAAGAAACUCCCUUGUGAUUCAUUUCCUGCUGUGAAAUACCAGAUUGAUCUGAUUAGAUCUCUAGUGAUUGAAAUUCCUAGAGCACUGCGCUGAUACACCACGUUGUUUUUCCCCCCUUGAUGCUGUCACUUGUCAGUCAGUCUGAGUCAGUUACAGGGAUGACAGGAAAAUAACAGCAGGGAUGUGGUGUUAUUGAAAAACAGAGCUUCACCUAGUAAGUAGUUAACUGUCACCACUUAGAAAGGAGAAGAGAGCUCAGCUAGCAACAGACGUCUUACAGGUUAAUGUUAAAGUUAACAUAAAGCAAGCAGGAUCACUAAUAUUGAAAAUGAACCAGCUUUUGUCUUUAUCUGCUCAGAGGCGGACCUAGAAAUAUUUUGAUGAGGGGGGCAUGAAGGCACAGAAUGGAGAAAGGAUAACAAAUAUGAAUUAGUAAAUAAUUAGUAAAUGGGGGUGGGGGUAAGUAAAAUGAUUAUCAAAAUAAAAUAUAAAGCAAAUUUCGUGAAAGUAAACAGCCAAUGGUAUUUUUUCAGUCGGUCGUUUACUUAGAAAAAUACUUAGAAGAAAAACUUUGAACCAAAUCACAUGGAUUUUCAGACAAUUAACUUUCCACAGUUGGUGAGAUAAUUUGUUUUGAAUGUUGGAUAGUCGGAUUUUAGGGCUGAUUUGUGAUGUUAGUAUCACUGAACGCUUAAUAUCUACAUAAAAAAUAAUUAUGUCAUCAUCUUUUUUAGUAUUGUAAUUAGAGCCAAAUAUUUACUUUAUGAAAAAGUCUUUACAUGGUAGGUAAUGUGCAUACGCCGCCUUUCCCACUUAACAAAUCCCAGUUUAGCCCCUGGCCUGCUGUGAUGGUUCAGAUAAUGAGCUGUUCCCAACCCAACAAGUUUCACCUUUCUAGUUUCUAUCUUUCUAUCUGAAUGUUGUUUCACAUCUCUUCAGAGUUUUUAAGAUUUUUGUUUUUUUUUUUGUUUUUUUUUACAAAGUCCUUUCAACCUUUCUAUUCUCAACACUUGUAAAUGGCUUGGACCCUGUGGGGAACCCUCUCCAUUUGCUUUUUGUGAGGUUUUCUGUUUCUGGUAGACUUGGAUAUCAAUAGAAGGAGGAUUUUCUUUAUGGCCUUUCUGCAGACAUCCCAGUUUUGUCAUGUUACCAAAGUCAUCUUCUUUAUUUAUUUCUAUUUUCUUUCUCAAAACAUACAAAAAUGUUUAUUUGAUGUUCAUCCACUGACAGUUUUGAGUCUAUAGAUGGUACUUACGCUAAGAGCUUUUUUGACCAUAUGUCAUGUAUUCACAGCAAAACCACACAUCUCCAGACUUUUUACUUCCUUUAGUAAAGAAAAUCACCAAAAAAUAGCCCAAAACUUUCCAUGAAAAACGUUUUUAGACACGUCUACAUUUUAGCAAACGAAAAAGAGGGUCCUACAAUUUAGAGAAAUGUAAUGCCUAAACUCUGUUAAGUAUUAAUAUUCUUAAAUUAAAGCCCAAUCUGCGUUGAAAGCCCUGAGUCAGGUCAAGUGUACAAAUAGUUUUGGUUCUACAUGCAUGUUCACAUGAAAUGUUAAGAAAACGAGGGAAAAUUAAGUCUUGCUGAGAGUUACAUGAUAACUUGGAUACUUCUUCCAUAUCUGGACAGUAAACAAUUCAGCUGUAACUAAUAUUAACUAUUUCUGGUGGAAAUAUCAAGGGACAGCUUGUGUGUCUCUUCAAAAAUGCCACAUUACUCAUUACAUCAUCCAUACAAAAACAUUAAAGUGUAUAAAGAAGAUAUUUUUCCAUCAAAUUGAGAGUUUUUCAGUCAGAAAUUGGGAUAGAUCCAGAAAGACUCUACAUGACUAACCCUUUUUUUCCCCAUUUAACUCUCAGCAAGAAAGAUGAAGGAUAUCUCCAAAACUUGUCAAAUUAUUGCUUCAAAUAAAGCCAGAAAGCCAAAACUCCCUGCCAGGCUUCAGAUGGCUCUUAGUUUUUGGCCAAGUUAAAAUCACACUUGUGGCCACAGUUGGAGUUUGGGUCCACCAAUCCUACAGGAAGAUACAGGAUAGUUCCAAAGCCACAUGUAGACUCACACCAGGGUAAAAAAUUAUCUUCUGAGUUAUCGUAGGUAGACAUUUGAUUGACACCAUUGUCCCUGUUUUUGCAGACAGGUGCCAAGCACCCUGAGAUGUCGUGUAGACGGAUAGUUAGGUUUACAGAUGCAUAGCCCCAUGGGAGCCUGACAAAAAGACACAUCAAUGGCAUGCUGGAUGAAUGACAUUUAGGCUUGUAAAGAGAAAGACAGGUGACCAAGAAAAUGUCACAAUGGGUGGUAGGAAGUACGAAAAAUGAAUGUUAGACUCUGAGACUCCCACUGAUGCUUACAUCUCACAUCCUUCAACUACUCUCCCACACUCUUUGACAAAGUGAUCCUCACAUAUCCACACAAAUCAUAACUUUCACCAGAUGUUUUCCCUGCCAUUGCCAGAGGUAGUACUGGUUUGUUGUCAUUAUUAUUAUUUUUCUUUUUUUGUAAUAAAUAUGGAUAUAUUGUGAGUCCAAUUUGCUUUGAGAUGACAGCUUAUGGAGCAUUUCCUACACCAGUUUAAGCUCCUAGUGGUGACGUCCGUCGCAGAUUCACAAGGCAGCAACCAGAUUUAUAAUUGUUGCUGGUAUAUUUACCUAAAAUUUAAAUAUAGACACAUAUAUUUGAGUCCAGAUGUUCCACGGUUACUGCAAAGCAAGUGGACUGUGUAUAUUUCAAGCUGUGUUUUCUAAUGUAAAAUAUUUUUAUAGCAAAAAAUAAAGUAUCUGAAUGACUUUA